This is a messenger RNA of Fomitopsis serialis, 2142 nucleotides long. RefSeq lists its product as uncharacterized. The record is from RefSeq and is a predicted model, not a curated record. Gene Ontology annotation, biological process: carbohydrate phosphorylation; N-glycan processing to lysosome. Lineage: Eukaryota; Fungi; Basidiomycota; Agaricomycetes; Polyporales; Fomitopsidaceae. Gene Ontology annotation, cellular component: Golgi apparatus. Bases 1 to 2142 code for a protein of 713 amino acids. The transcript has 10 exons. Gene Ontology annotation, molecular function: UDP-N-acetylglucosamine-lysosomal-enzyme N-acetylglucosaminephosphotransferase activity.
AUGAGGCUUUCUGUCCCUCGUCUCUCCAUCCCUCGUCCCCGCCCCGACUCCGCCAUCUACCUCCCGCUCACUCCACUGUGGGCAGCCACCCCGACCAAGAGCUUUGCCGACUACUCGAGCUCGCUCCUUCGACGUCGGGGCACCUUCAUCAUCUUGUUCGCCCCCGCCCUUGCCCUUCUCUUCUACGUUGUCCGCUUCUACGUCGGCGAUUGGGACGACUAUGAACUCGACUACGACACCCUUGCGUCUCUCCACACUUCUUAUAUGCCCUUUCAGGUACCUACUCAAACUUAUACCCCUACUGUUGUUCGUAUUCCCGGAGGACACCCCCCGCCACCGACGCUCCGUCCGCAUUCUGACCCGCUGCCCGUGGAAUGCAUCGACGCCUAUUUCGCCCAGGGUGUGCCCUGCUCCACACCGGACCCGCCCAAGUUCGACUUUGUCUGGACAUGGGUGAACGGCUCGGACCUCCUCGAGCAGCAGGCCAAGAAGGACGCCAUGCACCGCUACGACUCCAAGGAUCCUUGGCGGCCAUCCGCCACGGGCACGCCUGACCGUAUGUACCGCGACAAUGACGAGCUCCGGCAUUCAUUCCGCUCCGUCCUUGCCUCCUUCCGCCCCCACCUCAACCGCAUGCUCCUCCUCACCUCUGACUUCCUUGUCCCCUCCCCCAAUUUCACCCAGUCCGCCUCCUGGCGCCUCUCGCAGAUCCCACAAUGGCUCGACCUCGCCAAGCAAACGCGGGCCGGCUGGCAGGACGGCGACGUCGGCCUCGACAUCGUGCACCACGCCGAGAUCUUCCGCCCGUACAUCGGCACCAACUUCAACAGCCUCGCCAUUGAGUCGCAGCUCGGUCAUGUGAAAGGCAUUUCUGAUCACUUUGUCUACAUGAACGAUGAUUUGUUCUUUGGCGUACCGCUACAGCCUGCGACGUUCUACACGCCCGCGUACGGCAUCGUCCUGCACCUCGACACCGGCCUCAUGGUCCCGCCUGACCCGCCCACCGUGCUCACGAAGGGCGAGUGGCGGGGCAUGGGCGAGUCGAACUUCAUGCUCAGCCAGCGUUUCGGCGCGCGGCACCGCCCGUAUGUCAUGCACGAAGCGAAGGUCGUCUCCGCGCCGAUCCUCGCGGAGAUCGAGACGGUCUGGCCGGGCGCGUUCGCGCGCGCGGCGGGCCAUCUCUUCCGCGAGACUGCGGGCCCCGGUACGCCGAGCGAUGUGAAUACGAUGCUACUCCAUGCGCAUUUUAUUGUCGAGCGCGCAAGGGAGGCACUCUUGUGGGCGUGGGUCGUUGGGCGGCAUGGGGGCGUGGACGAUGCGUGGGGCGUGGAGGAGGAACGGAGGGCGUGGGCACAGGUGAGCGCGGAGGGUGUGGGUGCCAGGGAAGUAGUUGUGACCGCGGACCAUCGGUAUACGCUUGAGGGGGAGAGGGUGGAGAGUGCCCUGCGCGAGAGCGGUUUGGAGGGCGGAUUGGGAAAGACGUCGUAUGUGUUUUCCUCGCUGGACGGGUACGCAUACGCUGGGCUCGGAACGGGCGCGCCUUUCAGUCGAGUCACACCGGACGUUGCGGAAGACGACCUCCUGACGUGUACGAUCAGCUAUGAUGAGUGCUUCGCAGGCUACUCGCGUGCGUCCGACGUCUUCAAGCACGUCGCGUUUGAGAACCCGCAGUGCGGUGACUGCAUUAUCACUGCCCUCGCACGAGCGAGCGGACCCCUGGGCAUCUCAGCUUUCCUCCCUGCUCCUGAACGCCAACUCGCCGACCUCUCCGCCAAGAUACCUGGUUUCGCAGAGCCGUCUGACACGAUGCCGCACCUGCCGCUCGUCCCUCGCUUUGAAGACGGCGACUUCUCGCUGCGCGGCGUGAUGGGCACGGCGGGCGAGCGCAACGUGCGCGCGUGGACGCUGCGGGUGCUGCAGCGGUACCGGUACGUGGUCGGGAACACGCCCGCAAUGUUCGAGAUGCUCUUGCAUACGGAGCAGGUGAAGGCGAUGCUCCAGCGCGUGGACGAGACGACGGACGCGGCACUGAUAUGCAUCAACGACGAUGUGGAGAAGGGCCACGAGGAGUACGUUGCGCCGCUGUUCAAGGAAUGGCAGGAACACAGGUGGCCGGAGCCUGCGGAGUGGGAGAGGCGUUGA